Molecule: messenger RNA, 1761 nt
Organism: Pteropus alecto (black flying fox)
Lineage: Eukaryota; Metazoa; Chordata; Mammalia; Chiroptera; Pteropodidae
Gene: KRT77
Product: keratin 77
Exons: 10
Coding region: 1-1761 (586 amino acids)
Biological process (GO): intermediate filament organization; keratinization
Cellular component (GO): keratin filament
Molecular function (GO): structural constituent of skin epidermis
Source: RefSeq, a predicted model, not a curated record
AUGAGCCGCCAGUUUAGCUCUCGGUCGGCAUUUAGCUCAAGGAGCAGGAGGGUUUACAGCCUUGGCUCUUCUGCACGCUGUGGUGGUGGGACUCCGGCAGUGUGUCAGGCCCGAGGGAGGUGUGGCGGUGGUGGGUAUGGAAGCCAUGUGAGGGAGUUUGGCUCUCGGAGCCUCUUCAAUCUGGGUGGCAGUAAAAGCAUCUCCGUUAGCCUAGUGGAGAGAAGCUCCAGUGGUUUCCGCCAGGGUGGGGGAGCAGGCGGGGGAUUUGGAGGGGGGGGCGCCUUUGGGGUUGGUAACUUUGGAGGUAGUGGCUAUGGCGGAGGUAGUUUUGGGGGUAUCGGGUUUGGGGGCAGCAAUUUUGGGCUUGGGGGCUUUGGUUCUUCUUGUCCCCUGGGGGGCAUCCAAGAGGUGACCAUUAACCAGAGCCUGUUACAGCCACUUCACCUGGAAGUGGACCCUGAAAUUCAGAGGAUCAAGACCCAGGAGCGGGCGCAGAUCAUGGUUCUCAACAACAAGUUUGCUUCUUUCAUUGACAAGGUGCGAUUGCUGGAGCAGCAGAAUCAGGUGCUACAAAUGAAAUGGGAGCUGCUGCAGCAGAUCAACACAUCGACUCGGACCAACAACCUGGAGCCGGUCUUGGAGAACUACAUCGGCGAGCUGAGGAGGCAGCUGGAGUUUCUCAACGCAGAGCAGAUGCGCCAGAACAUGGAGAUCCUGAGCGCGCAGGAUGCCGUGGAGGACUACAAGAACAAAUACGAGGAAGAAAUCAACCAGAGGACCAACAAUGAGAAUGACUUCGUCAUCCUGAAGAAGGAUGUGGAUGCUGCCUAUAUAAGCAAAGUGGACCUGCAGUCCAAGGCGGAUGUUCUGUCUGGGGAGGUCAAUUUCCUGAAAUACUUAUUUGAGAUGGAGCUGUCUCAGAUGCAGACCCACAUCAGUGACACCAACGUCAUCGUGUCCAUGGACAAUAACCGCUCUCUGGAUCUGGACAGCAUCAUCGACGCUGUGCAGGCCCAGUACGAGAUGAUCGCACGGAAGAGCAAGGAGGAGGCCGAGACGCUGUACCAGAGCAAGUACCAGGAGCUCCAGAUGGUGGCGGGAAGACAUGGAGACAACCUGAAGAAUAACAAGAUGGAGAUUGCAGAGCUCAACCGCACCAUCCAGAGGCUUCAGGCAGAGAUCAGCAAUACCAAGAAGCAGCUUGACCAGAUGCACACAGCCAUUUCGGAUGCAGAGGAGAGAGGACAGCGGGCCCUCCAAGAUGCAGGGCAGAAGCUGCAGGACAUGGAGGAGGCCCUGCAGCAGUCCAAGGAGCACCUGGCCCGGCUGCUGCGUGACUACCAGGCGCUGCUGGGAGCCAAGCUGUCCCUGGACGUGGAGAUCGCCACCUACCGCAGGCUGCUGGAGGGCGAGGAGAGCAGGAUGUCAGGAGAGCUGCAGAGCCUCGUGAGCAUCUCUGUGCAGAACAGCCAGAUGACCAUCAGCGGAGCACAAGGCAGCGGUGGUGGAGGCUCUGGAGGUUACGGUGGCAGCAAUGGCAGCAGCUGGGGCUAUGGUGGUGGCAGCUCCUUUGGGGGUGGUGGGGGUUAUGGAGGGGGUUCCCGAGGGGGCAGUGGAGGUGGUUAUGGGAGCCACAACAGCGGGAACUACGGAGGGAGCAGUAAAGGCAGCAGCAAAUACGGAGGCAGAAGCGGCGGCUCCUCUCGCCUGCAGAUUAUCCAAACCUCUACCAACACCUCCCACAAGCGAAUCGUGGAAUAG